Messenger RNA from Symbiodinium pilosum, 1740 nucleotides. NCBI's taxonomy places the organism in Eukaryota, Dinophyceae, Suessiales, Symbiodiniaceae. The record is from the annotation of a GenBank genome assembly.
GCAAUUUUGGCAGUGCUCAAUUGGUCGGCCCCAUCUGCCCUGACCAACAAGACCCAGGAGCAGCAGGCGCUUGCCUUCACGCAGAUCCUUAGCCAGUCCAAGAGGAACUUUGGUGUUGUCAUGAGCCCCGUGUUCCAUUAUAAAGCUCAUCAGAAGCAUGUGCUUGAGCAUGUCCUCCUGACCUCUUUGAGUGGCCGGGGAGUUGACGUUGAUACGCAGGCCUCCCCGCUGUUCAAGGCUCGUGCAGAUUCUCGCGAUACUCGUCCGCUAGUUUACCCACUUCGCCUUGUGAGGUCGUGCUCCCUCCAGGUCCAUGUGAGCGUGGAUGAGCACGACAGCGAUGCUCAGGAUACUCAGCCCAACACCAAGCGAGCACGAAAGACCCUGUCGCCAUCUGCACUCUUCUGGAGCCAGACGCCUUUGGCAAGCAUGCUCCGGACAGAAGAGGCAGAACAGAUCCCAAACCAGAAGUUGAAGCAACCGGAGGAUCUGACAGAAUCCGCCUUGCCCAGCAGCACAGAUGAAACAUCCCAUGUGCGUGGUGGCAAACGUUUCGAACAGAUUGGGAUUGAUGCAGCAUCGAAAAUGCUGGAGUCACUCCUGGAAUCGAAUAAUCAGGUCCCUGACGAGAUGUCGGCAAUCGUCAUCUUGGAUCUCUCCGUGGGCGUUGGCGAUUUCUUUUAUGCUUGGUUGCGCCGGCAAAGUGCUGUCCGCUUCCCUCUACUUUUUGUCGGCGCAAACUCCAACGCGACUGAGGCUGAGUGGCUGCGGCAUGUGACUCUUGAAGAGGUGUCCAUGAAGCUCUCCAGCGGCGAGGUAACGUGCGCAGGCUACCAGGCCAAGCCCCAGGAACCGCCUUCGGAUCUUUUGCUCUCGCCCCCACCUUUGCCACAGUUGAAUCUGUGCACAGUGCAAGGCGGCGCUCUUGUGGUGCCACCGAGUCAAGUGAGUCUCUGGGGGACACAUGCGCAAUUUGGCCCUGAGUUUCAGAAGAAGGUCAAGGAGAUUGUUGACGAGUUCGGCGAGCCUCAGCCUGAGUCCUCCGGCGCAGCAGCAGCAGGCGCUGCAGAAGUUCCGGUGCAGCAGAACACUAGGCCGAAGCCACCGCCGCCGCCCAUGGAGAAGAUCAAUGUGUCGGAGCUCUCGGAUUCCAAGCUUGCGCAGGUGCCGGGUGAGUGGGUUGAAGAGAGAACUGGAGACUCUGUGUUGACUGUUCCGGCUGGCAGUGUCAUUGCAGGCUUCGGGCCUGGCACCUUCAAGCACAUUCCUCGCAGCACUGAUGGAAAACCGGGCAUGAAGCCUACUGAUGAGAACAUUGUCCUGUUUGUCCUUGACUCCUCGGAUUCCUAUGUGCUCUUCAGCGGCAGGUUGCUUACUGUAGGUGAGGCAGUUGCAACAGCCCAGACGAGCCGGGCCCAAACGGACGUGACCUACUUCACGAAGAAAACGUCUGAGGGUGGCAGUGGCUUCAAACUUGAGCGCAAACACGAGGUGUACUACAAGUGCACUCCGAAAGUGACCGGAUCGCAUGAUCCGACGAGUGGGUCUGACCCGUCCGGCAUUGACCUAAAAAAUGCUGGGAGCUUGGCCGCUGUAACAUCCUCAGUGGAUUUUCAGAAAGGCCACUGCUCAGUCAUGUGGAGUGUCAAAUGGGCUACGAAAGGCCUGAGACCCAUCAAGCCGCAGAUAGUUCUUUUGCAUUCCAUGGAGAUUCCUGGGCAGACAGCUGUGAAGCUGUGA